AUGCGAGCAAUAUUUGCUUUUCUUUGUUUACUAACUUUGAUCAUCAUUUCUAGUCAAAGUUUAUUCGAUAUCCAUGAUCUCGAUUGGUCAACUCGUCCGACGGAUAAUUUCUUCAUGUUCGUCAAUGGUCGAUGGAUCAAUCGAACAACAAUUCCAUCACAUGAAAGUGAAUGGGGUGGACUGUUCACUAUCAAAUACGAAAAUACGUACAAAUUGAAAAGAAUCCUCGACGACUUGAUUCGACAUGAUAAAACUGAAACACCAUUUACAAACGGUUCAAUCGAGCACAAACUUCGAGAUUUCUACUUGGCGGGUCUCGACGAGCAAGCAAUUGAAGAUACUGGACUAGAACCAAUAAAAGAAACAUUGAUUCAAAUACAAAACAUCCAAACGUAUAAAGAAUUAGUACAGUUUUGUCUGGAUUGGUAUACAAAAAUGAACAGUGGUUUGAUAUUCGAUUUCGAUGUGCACGCUGACGACCGAAACUCUUCGAUCAAUACGGUUCACUGGAAACAAACAGGUAUUCAACUUCCUGAACGUGACUAUUACUUUCGGAAUGAUCCGAUCUCUAAAGAUAUUCGUAAUCAUUAUAUUCAAUACAUCGAUCGUCUCCUUAGAUUAUCUAAUGAUAUCAUUGGAACAACGACCACGUUGAUCGAUGCCGAGGAUAUCGUUUCACUUGAACUACAAUUAGCUGUAUCACAUCGAACACCUUAUGAGUUACGUGAUGCAGAAUCGAAUUCGCAAACGUAUCAUAUCAAUCAACUUGAUCAAAUGAUGCCAAAUCUCAAUUGGCACGAAGUUUUCUCCAAAUUAACCAUUGAAAAUCGAACGACUAUCUUAGCUCAAUCUGAUUACUACCUUCUACUAGAUAAAUUACUUGUGCGUCAACCGUUAAGUAUUUGGAAAAACAAAAUACGUUUUACAAUUUUACAUGAACUCGCUCGAUUUCUGACCAAGGACUUCGUUGAAGCUCAUUUUAAUAUGUACGAUCAUUUAGUCUAUGGGCAACGUACGGACAAACCCAGAUGGACGAAAUUAAUUGAAGACAUCGAUCGAUAUCUUGGUGAUUUGCUUGGUCAAUUGUACAUCGCACAUUAUUUUCCAUACGAAUCUAAACAACGAAUCAUGUCUCUCGUUGAGAAUUUGAUCGAUGUUUAUCAGGAACGAAUUCGAAAGAUAACUUGGCUGAAUAAUUCAACGAAACAACAAGCUAUCAAGAAGCUACGAGCGAUCAAUAUGAAAAUUGCUUAUCCAACAACGUGGAAAACGUAUGACGAUGUAGUUAUUGAUCGUUCAUCCUAUUUUCGUUCAUUAGUCAGCAUUUUUCGACAUGAUUAUCGAAAGAAAAUGAAUGAUCUUCGAAAACCAGUCGAUCGAAACGAAUGGCUCGUUCCAGCGCAAAUAGUCAAUGCAUUUUAUUACCCACCCUUGAAUGAAAUAAUCUUCCCAGCUGGCAUUCUUCAAGAGCCAUUUUUUUCAUUUUUUGCUGACGAUGCAUUGAAUUACGGUGCUAUCGGAUACAUAAUUGGUCACGAAUUAACGCACAGUUUGGACGAUCAAGGUAGAAAAUAUGACGAGCACGGAAAUCUUCAUCAUUGGUGGACGACGGAUGAUAUAAAUGAAUUUCAUUUACGUACAGAGAAGUUAAUUCGGCAAUAUGAUGAAUAUCGCAUGUUGAAUACGAGUAUUAACGGACGGUUAACACUCGGAGAGAACAUGGCUGACUUAGGUGGCUUAGAAAUCGCUUAUCAAGCGUUUCUACGGACGGAUCAAGCAAAGGAGAAUGGGUUGAUCGAUGGUUUUACACCUCGUGAGCGUUUCUUCUUGUCGUUCGCACGAACAUGGAGAGUGAAAUUAACCAACGAAAAACUUCUCUCUAGUAUUCGACAAGAUCCACAUGCACCUGUGUAUUUAAGAAUAAAUGGCCCGCUAUCGAAUAUGAUGGGAUUCUACGAAACGUUCAAUGUCGUCAAAGGUGAUGGAAUGUUUCGAAAUGAGAACGAACGAGUUUUAGUAUGGUGA
This is a messenger RNA of Adineta ricciae, 2025 nucleotides long. Lineage: Eukaryota; Metazoa; Rotifera; Eurotatoria; Adinetida; Adinetidae. The record is from the annotation of a GenBank genome assembly.